Staurois parvus is the source of this 366-nucleotide messenger RNA. NCBI's taxonomy places the organism in Eukaryota, Metazoa, Chordata, Amphibia, Anura, Ranidae. The record is from the annotation of a GenBank genome assembly.
UCCCUCGGACACAGCGGAUCAACGAUCCAUGGAAAGAGCAGAAAAUGGCGGCUCGGUCAGGUGAUCAGCUGUGUCCGAUCACAGCUGAUCGCAUGGAACAUGUGCACUGAUGAUCAGUGUAGCCCCAGCAGUGCCACCUGUCAGUGUCCAUCAGUGCCAGCUCUCAGUGCUCAUCCAUGCCACCUGCCAGUGCCUCCAGUGCACAUCAAUGCCACAUAUCAGUGCCCAUCUGAGCUGCCUUUCAUUGUCACCCAUCAGUGCCAGUCAGUGCCUUCUAUUUGUGCUGCCUAUCAGUGCCACCUAUCAGUGUGCAUCAGUGCCGCCUAUCAGUGCUGCCUAACAGUGCCAGUCAGCGCCGCCUAUCAG